Messenger RNA from Tarenaya hassleriana, 1300 nucleotides. RefSeq lists its product as uncharacterized. Bases 137 to 1300 code for a protein of 387 amino acids. The transcript is spliced from 10 exons. Lineage: Eukaryota; Viridiplantae; Streptophyta; Magnoliopsida; Brassicales; Cleomaceae. The record is from RefSeq and is a predicted model, not a curated record.
AUAUGCGUGUUCGAGGUGCUUCACCUUCGCCAUUCAAACAAAGCCACACGGAACCCAAACCCACCAUUGUUUCCCUCUCCUCUUCUUCUCUGUCUUCUUCCCCAUCUCUCUCUUCUGUUCCUGAAUCUCUGGAACAAUGUCUUUAAUGGCGGUUUCUGCAAAUGGGCAUUCCUUAAACCUUUCUAUACCUACGCCUUCUGUCUUCCAUCGGAGACCCUCGAGACUUUCCAAUUGCUUCAAUGCGCGAGGAACUGUUUUGUACGGUAAAGAAGAGAGCUUACUCGUGUCACGUCUCUUCAAGCCUUGUUCUUACAGAACAAGAAGCUUUCGGCGAGAAAAUGCUGGAAAAAGCGAAGCUGCUGAGCCUCGGGACACUGAAGAUGAGAAAACAAAGGUUGCUGAGAUUCUGAGAAGCCAAAAGAUGGGAGCUUCUGAGAAGGGUGUUUCGUUUCUGACAAAGUUAGGUAUCGUGUUAGGGUUAGCCGCAGCCAUUACAAUAGUAUGUGUAAGCUUGAAAGGCCCUGGUCUCGGUUCACCAAUUGAAAUCCAAAGUUUGGCCAAAGGUUCUUCCUCUUCAGCAUUAGCCUCCUCGUCCUCCUCCACCGGGUUUACAUUCCAGGCUUUUGGAUACAGAUUCAUACUUCCGGAAUAUGCACCAGGAUGGGUUUACUUUUGGUUGCUAAUGGCAGCUGGCUGUGGGCUUUUCAUCAGUGAAGAGGCUCUAAAUAUAUGGGUUGGAAUAACACUGGCUCGGCUGUUAACUCUGGACGGAACAUGGCAAUCAUUCGCUGAAUCUUUCUCCAGAAACGCUCCUUACAUAGUCUCUACUGUGUUGUGGGUUUACUGGGGAGUUUGUAUAAGCGAUAUGAUACCGUUUUACCUGGGAAAGCUUUUCAGACAAAGUGGAGCACCAGAGGAUGUUUGUUCAAAGUUGGGAGUCGGAAACGAGAAGGCAUUGAGUAUUACUCAAGCUGUCCAGAAGUAUGGCAACCUUUCGGGUUUCGUGGAACGGUUUUCGCUCGGGGUAAGGAAUCCUACAGCUUUCCUUGCCGGGGCUCUGGGAAUAUCUCCGGAAUGCUUCUUUGCUGGAGUUUGCUGCGGCGGAUUGAUCACUCUUCCUGUUCAGCUCGGGCUCGGGUUUCUCCUCAGAGAACGCCCGGUUUUCGCUCUUGCAACGGUUGCAACAGCAGUGGGAAUAUGGACCAUCUUUCCGUACGCAAUGGCUGCUUCCGCGGCGGGUUUUCUCUUCCUCCGCCGACAUGCCCUUUCACUUGCUCUCUUUCCAAGUCGAUUAAAGUAA